Molecule: messenger RNA, 444 nt
Organism: Xenia sp. Carnegie-2017
Lineage: Eukaryota; Metazoa; Cnidaria; Anthozoa; Malacalcyonacea; Xeniidae
Exons: 2
Coding region: 17-397 (126 amino acids)
Source: RefSeq, a predicted model, not a curated record
AUUAAAGUCACGUGGUAUGAGACAGAAAAACAAGAUGGCGGUCGAAUGGACAAGGGAUAAAGUUGAACGUUUGGCAGAGUUGUGGGAGGCUAAACCAGUAUUGUAUAAUACAACGCUCCCUGACUAUCAUGAUAGAGUGGCUAGGAGGAAUGCAAUUGCGGAGAUAGCGAAUGCUUUAGAAAUGAGUGCAAUGGAUGUUUCUUGCAAAAUCAAAAACCUUAGAAGUCAGUUCUGCAAAGAAAUUGCCAAAGGCACCAAACCCAAAAGUGGUUCUGCCACAGAUGAUGUCACACCAAAGUCCAAAUGGCAAUAUUUGACACUGCUUUUGUUUUUAAAAGAUCAUGUGGAAUGUAGAUCAUCUCGCUGCAAUCUUGAUAAAGUAUGUUGUCUUGUUUGAGAACUUAGUUUGAGCUAAUGCAACAUGUAUGUUUAGGGUUUACUUUG